AAUUGACCCUGGAUCCGUUCACAGCCAUAUACACAUCUCCUAGCUAUUCACCCUGAGGAUGGGUCUCUCCAUUCUCUCUUUCUCCCUACCAACAUGGAUUUGAAUCCGUAUACAAUCGGAAUUACCACUCUUGUCGCGUUUUUGGCGUACAAGUACGUCAACGCACGUGUUCAACGGUCCAAAUUGGACACAAUUCCCACAUUGGGUCCCGACGGGGUAUUCUCCUCCUAUGCCACAGUCUGGCGCUACCUGUUUCAUGCACGCGAUUUGAUUGAGGAAGGGUGUCGACAGUACCCUGGAACAGCGUUCAAGAUCCCGACUCUCUUUGGCUGGAAUGUUGUUUUGAAUAGUCGCGAGAUGUUUGAAGAGCUGAAACGAGCCUCCGAGGAAGAUAUCUCUAUCAUGGAGGUGUUUGAAGAUCUCCUUCAAUUGAAGUACACAAUAUCACCAUUCAUUCACAGAAACCCGUAUCAUCUCGAUGUCAUUCGCACUACUCUCACUCGGAACAUCGGUGCAAGGUUCGACGAUAUCCGAGACGAAAUCCAGGUUGCGUUCUCGGAGUUUAUUCCACCACAAGAUGAUUGGGUAGAACCGUCAAACAUAAUCAAGACCAUCCAGGACAUCGUGGUUCGAAUUUCCAACAGGUUUUUCGUUGGCCUACCGCUGUGCCGUAACGAAGACUGGUGCGAUUUGAACCUCAAAUUCACCAUCAAUGUCAUGGUCAACGGUAGUCUCAUCGGCUUCUUCCCAAAAUUCUUGCACCCGAUAGUCGGCCGCAUCAUUACAAACAGAAAGUCCAGUUUACGGCGUGCAGUGAGGCAUCUUACACCAAUUCUCAACGAGCGCUUUGCUAUGGAACGGGAAUAUGGUCGAGAUUGGCCUGAUAAACCCAACGACUUGAUUUCUUGGCUGAUCGACACCUGCGCUCAAAACGGUGAAGACUGGCAACGAGGGUCUUACGAAGACCUUGCUUUACGAUUAAUUGCCACGAAUUUCGUCGCUAUUCACACCACAUCCCAAGCAUUCACUCAAGCGCUGUUUCAUUUGGCCGCCAACCCACAAGUCGUUGAACCUCUUCGUGAAGAAUAUAAGACCACGGUUGAGGGUGAGGGAGGAUGGUCGAAAGUUGCUAUGGUUCAGAUGCGUCUCUUGGAUAGUUUCAUGAAAGAGUCGCAGAGACGACUUAUAUCUGCAAGUAAGUGCGCUCCCGAACUCUAUGCUCAUCGGUCGAUCCACCUUCCACAGUUGGCACCACUCGCCUAGCGCAAAAAGAUUAUCGAUUCGCUAAUGGUGUUGUACUACCCGCCGGAACAAAAGUAGGAGUGGCCACGUAUCAUUUCCACCAUGAUGAGUCGAAAUACCCAUCUCCUCUUGAAUUCAAACCGACUCGUUUCUCGGAGUUGAGAGAGAAUGAAGGAGAGGGUGUAAAACAUCAGAUGGUCACGCCGACCGCCGAUUGGUUGACAUUUGGUGCAGGAAAACAUGCGUGUCCUGGGCGUUUCUUCGCGGUCAACGAGAUCAAAGCUUUACUUGCACAUGACAUCAUGACAUAUGACAUAAAGCUCAAAGACUCUGAAGAGUUCCCGAAAGAGAUGGAGUUUACGGUGUUCGUCUCUCCGAAUCAGAGUGCCAAAGUACAGUUCAGGAAGCGGAGGGUGGUGUAAUAUUUCAAUGGUGUCUGAAAUCGGUGCUUAAGU
Marasmius oreades (fairy-ring Marasmius) is the source of this 1697-nucleotide messenger RNA. RefSeq lists its product as uncharacterized. The coding region runs from base 94 to 1263 and encodes 389 amino acids. The record is from RefSeq and is a predicted model, not a curated record. Gene Ontology annotation, molecular function: iron ion binding; heme binding; monooxygenase activity. Lineage: Eukaryota; Fungi; Basidiomycota; Agaricomycetes; Agaricales; Marasmiaceae. The transcript is spliced from 11 exons.